Molecule: messenger RNA, 7503 nt
Organism: Euleptes europaea (tarantolino)
Lineage: Eukaryota; Metazoa; Chordata; Lepidosauria; Squamata; Sphaerodactylidae
Gene: APC2
Product: APC regulator of WNT signaling pathway 2
Exons: 14
Coding region: 1-7503 (2500 amino acids)
Biological process (GO): pattern specification process; Wnt signaling pathway; negative regulation of microtubule depolymerization
Cellular component (GO): catenin complex; cytoplasmic microtubule; beta-catenin destruction complex
Molecular function (GO): beta-catenin binding; microtubule binding; gamma-catenin binding
Source: RefSeq, a predicted model, not a curated record
AUGGAGGAGCUGAAAAUGUCCGGAUCGGUAGCAUCCUACGAUCAACUGGUGAGGCAGGUGGAGGCGCUGAAAAAGGAGAACACGCAUCUCCGUCGGGAACUGCAGGACAACUCCAAUCACCUGUCCAAACUGGAAAAUGAGACUUCAGACAUGAAGGAAGUCCUGAAGCAUUUGCAGGGCAAACUGGAGCAGGAGGCCAAAGUGAUGGUGUCUUCAGGGCAGGUGGAGGUCCUGGAGCAGCUGAAAGCUCUACAAAUGGACAUUACCAGCUUGUACAGCCUGAAAUUCCAGCCGCCGGCCCUCGUCCCCGAGCCCGUGUGCCCGGGACACAGCGCCGAGGAGAGCCCUGCCCACUCGUCCACGCUUCAGAGGAAAGAGAGCCUGGGAGACCUGAGCCGGGCCACCCUCCGGCUCCUGGAGGAGCUGGACCGAGAGAGGUGCUUUCUGCUGAGCGAGAUUGAAAAGGAGGAGAAAGAGAAACUGUGGUAUUACACGCAGCUCCAGAGCCUCUCCAAACGCCUGGAUGAGCUCCCUCAAGUGGAGACGUUCUCUAUGCAGAUGGACCUGAUCCGCCAGCAGCUGGAAUUCGAAGCCCAGCACAUCCGCAUGCUCAUGGAGGAGCGUUUCGGGACAACCGACGAGAUGGUACAAAGAGCGCAGAUCAGAGUAUCUCGGCUGGAACAGAUCGACAAGGAAUUGAUGGAAGCCCAAGAUAAGGUGCAGCAGGCAGAACCCCAGCUCUGUGGGAAGCUGCCUGGUGUAGAAGGCGACGGAAACCUCGACGUCCCCACCCAUCCCGACGAAGUGGGGGCUCACCCACACAACCACAAGGUGGAGGUGGUUUUCUGGCUGUUGUCCAUGCUGGCCACCCGGGACAAAGAGGAAAUGUCCCGCACCCUCCUGGCCAUGUCGAGCUCCCAGGAGAGCUGCCUGGCCAUGCGGAAGUCCGGCUGCCUCCCGCUACUCAUCCAGCUCCUCCACGAUGCGGACUGGGAACCGGGGGCGUCCGAGAGCCCCGGCGGCCACGAAGGAGCCGGGAAGGACUGCCGCAUGCGGGCCAAUGCUGCCCUCCACAACAUCGUCUUCUCCCAGCCGGAUGAGGGGCAGGCCAAGAAGGAGAUGCGGGUGCUGCACGUCUUGGAGCAGAUCCGCUCCUACACGGAGACCUGUUGGGACUGGCUGAAUAUGCACAGCGAGGAAGGGGCAAAGACCCCCGAAGGGGGCGCAGGUCCCGUCCCCAUCGAGCCACAGAUCUGCCAAGCGACUUGUGCAAUUAUGAAGCUCUCCUUUGAUGAGGAGUAUCGCCGUGCCAUGAACGAGCUGGGUGGGCUACAGGCCAUCGCAGAACUGUUACAGGUGGACUACGAGAUGCACAAACUGACCAAUGACCCACUAAAUCUGGCCCUCCGGCGCUACACCGGCAUGGUGCUGACCAACCUCACCUUUGGAGACGUGGUCAACAAGGCGACCCUAUGCUCCCGCAGGAGGUGUAUGCAAGCGAUUGUUGCGCAACUGGCGGCAGACAGCGAAGAGUUGCACCAGGUGGUCUCCAGCAUCCUGCGCAAUCUCUCCUGGCGAGCCGACAUGAACAGCAAGAAGGUCUUGAGGGAGGUGGGCAGCGUGACGGCUCUUGUGCAGUGCGCCUUACGGGCCACCAAGGAAUCCACCUUGAAGAGCGUGCUGAGCGCCCUGUGGAACCUGUCGGCUCACAGCACCGAGAACAAAGCAGCCAUCUGCGUGGUGGAGGGGGCCCUCGGCUUUCUCGUGAGCACGCUCACCUACAAGUGCCAGAGCAACUCGCUGGCCAUCAUUGAGAGCGGAGGGGGGAUCCUGAGGAACGUCUCCAGCCUCAUUGCCACCAGGGAAGACUACAGGCAAGUCCUGCGGGAUCACAACUGCCUUCAGACUCUGCUCCAGCACCUCAAAUCCCACAGCCUGACCAUCGUCAGCAACGCCUGCGGCACUCUCUGGAACCUCUCAGCCCGCAGCUCCAAAGACCAGGAGCUGCUGUGGGACCUGGGGGCGGUCAGCAUGCUCCGGAACCUGGUCCACUCCAAGCACAAGAUGAUCGCCAUGGGGAGCGCGGCUGCCCUCAGGAACCUCCUGGCCAACCGGCCCCUCAAGUACAAAGACGCCAUGGUCAUCUCGCCCGGGUCUUGCAUGCCCUCGUUGUACAUGCGGAAGCAGAAAGCUCUGGAGGCCGAGUUGGAUGCCAAGCACCUGGCCGAGACCUUCGACACCAUGGAGAAGCAGACCUCGAAAGGCCAGAGCGCCAAGAAGCCGCCGAUGCGGCACAUGGACAGCUUGGUGAAGGACUACGCUUCCGAUUCGGGGUGCUUUGACGACGACGAGGGGCCCAACGUGUCCAUCAGCACGGAGACGGGUAACGCCUCGGUUCUCUCCAUGUUCCUCAACUCCUCCUUCCUGCAAGGCCAGGCUCUGCCCAGAGCCAUCGCCCAACGCCGAUGUCCAGAACCUGAGAAAGACGAGAGCGGCAAGCCCUCAGAAGCCAACAAGGCACCUCCUCCCCUGCUUCUGCCUCCGGACAACGAAGUCUCUAUGGUGGCGGCCAAGCUGGCCAACAAGAUCUCCACCACCGUGGCCAAGAUAGACAAGCUGGUGGAAGACAUCUCCACCCUCCACACUUCCUCGGAUGACAGCUUCAGCCUCAGCUCCGAGGACCACUGCCUCGACUGGCAGUACGGCCCCGAGGAAGUCCACGAGGCCCGUGCUCAGUCGUGCUCCCCGUGCCGCCUGUCGGACGCCCGCGGGUUUGUCAAGCGGGAAGGCCUGAGCCGGGCUCACACCCUCCUGCAGCUGAAGGCGGCCUACACCAGCUUGUCCAACGACAGCCUCAACAGUGGCAGCACCAGCGACGGCUACUGCACGAAGGAACACAUGAGGCCAUGCACCAGGACGACUUUCUUGGAUUUCAAAGACGAGCUGCACCGGUAUCAGAAGCGCCCCAGCCGCCUCGACCUGAAGAACAUUCUGGUCAACAGGCCUGAGAAGAUGGAGCUGCUGGAGAAGAAACGCCAAGAGCCCGGAGAAGCGGCGGAGAAACUAGAGACCCUUGAGAAGGCCAAGAAAGCGGCAGCUGUUUCCAGCACUGUUGCUGCAGAGAAGGAAUCAGAAUAUAAGAAGGAUCUGAGCAACAAGAGGGCUGCCGACCCACAGGUCCACACGAUCAAGCUCUCCCCAUCCUAUCAGCACGUUCCCUUCGUGGAGAAUGUGGGAUGUACUGACCCAGCAUCUGGGGCUGCGGAGUUGCCAGGAUCACACCCCAGCUAUCCAAAUCUGUCAGCACAGAAACAAGACCAGUUGUCUUCCGGGCUUCUGCAAACCCCAGGAAAUCUUAACAGGAUCCCGGAGAAGUUGUCGGCGCCGGCUGAGCACGAACAACUGCAGAAGUACUCAGUAGAGGAUACGCCAAUAUGCUUCUCCCGGUGCAGCUCCCUCUCGUCCCUGUCCUUGGCUGACAACAUGCUGGAUGGACAGAGCCACAGUGAGAACGAGAUGGACAGCGACUCCUCACUCGAGAUCAUUGAGGUGGAAGAGGUGGCCGAAGCAGAGGAAGCCCACAAGGAGGGGCCAGAGAAGACAAAAACGGCGGCAGAAGCCAGCCCGCACAUGUCACAACCCAUUGCCAUUCCCUUCCCCAAAAAGGAGAAGAUAUUCCUUAGGGGAGUCUCACCCGCCCGGCACGACGACCUAACCCCGUCCAGUUCCUCGGAGAACUACAUCCAGGAGACCCCGCUGGUGAUGAGCCGAUGCAGUUCUGUCAGUUCGUUGGGCAGUUUUGAGAGCCCCUCCAUUGCCAGCUCUAUCCAGAGCGAGCCCUGCAGCGAGAUGAUCAGCGGCACCAUCAGUCCCAGCGAGUUGCCGGACAGCCCCGGUCAAACAAUGCCUCCCAGUCGCAGCAAAACUCCCCUGUUUGAGUUGAGCGGCCAACCUGAGAAAGAGACCAGCCAGUUCAAUAUCCAGUGGGAGAACAACGUCAAGAAAUUCAUGGAGAUCACCGACUUCAAGGAGCGCUUCCAAAUGCCCCAAGACCUUGACUCCAUGGUCUAUUUUACAGUGGAGAAGCCCAACGAGAACUUCUCGUGCGCCUCCAGCUUGAGCGCACUGCCGCUCCAUGAACACUAUGUUCAGAAAGAUGUCGAGCUGAAACUUAUCCCUCCGUUCCCUGAGAGGAAUGGCUUGAACUUUGUGACACACGAGGAAGAGAUGGUCAACGAGAGCCAGAGGAAGCCGGAGCGGCUGGAGCUGACUUCCGACGAAGACCUCGAGAUCCUGAAGGAGUGCAUCAGUUCGGCCAUGCCAUCCCGUUUCCGGAAGGUCCGGACAUCUCUCGUCUCUGGCUUCCCAGGCCAGGUUUUGAAUCCUCAGUCUAAAAAACCUGUGCAUGUGCCAGUCUACAUGCUGGUCCCUGCCAAUUCCCACUUGGGCAUCCCUAAGAACCGACGGGCUGUGGCUGCCAGAACCAAUAAGGAAUACAUUUGUGAUGAGGACUCCUUCACUGACUCGGCAGAAGGAACCCCUGUCAACUUCUCCAGUGCCGCUUCCCUGAGCGACGAGACCCUCCAGUACCCAAUGAAGGAUGAGGGGGACUCAAAGCAUGGCCCAGGGAAAAAGAGGGAGGUGGCACGGCCGCAAGGGGUCGGGCACAAGCUGGAAGGGCUGCAGCGGGACCAAGGGACCUUGCGCGCUGGAAGGAUCACCUCCAGCCACUCCACUCCAACCAAGAUGGUUUCCUCCGGCAAGCACAAAAUCGGGUCUAACCACACUAGCCCGCUUCGUGCAGGCAGAGCCCAAUCCGCUGAAUCCAAGAGAGCCCAGCUCCCGCUUAAAGGCCUAGAGCUGACCCUGAUGAGGCAAGGCAGCAUGGGGGCCUGUUCUGAGGGCAGCCGUUCCCGGAAGGAGGCUCCUCGGGAGAAUGGCGGCCGCAGCAACGACAAGGUCUUCCAGUCCCUGCGUCACACCACCCCGACGGAGGAGGCCGUCUACUGUUUCUACGAGAACGAUUCCGAUGACCUGACAGAGCUCGGCAUGAAAAAUUCGCCCAAGAGGAAGGCUGGCGCAGCCGGCAAGGCCCAAAGGAAAGAGUGCUGGAUCCGGAAGGAGCCUGACCUCCCUGCCAGACACGCCAAAGCCAAAAUGGCUACCAAGCUCCACAGUAACCUCAUUGCGGAUGAAACGCCGCCUUGCUAUUCUCUCAGCUCUUCCUUGAGUUCCCUGAGUGACCUGGAGCUCUAUGACCGUGAAGAAAGGACUCCACUCUACAGCAGGCCCAACCGCCAGCUGGCCUCGAGCUGUAGACGCGAGGUGGCCUCGUCCUCUUCCAAACGGAGGGAUAGCUCUGCCAGUUCCCUCAGCUACAAAUCGGAAGACGACCUGCUGCUGAAAUGCAUUGGCUCAGCCCUUCCAAAGCGGAGACGCCACUCAGCAAGGAGAAGGAACUCAGAGAAGGAUCGGAAGGUGUCCGGCCUCAAGGAGCGGAAGUCCAAAGACACACCGGACGAAGUCGCUUCUGAAAGGGGAUCAGAUCUGGACAGUGUGGAUUGGAAAGCCAUCCAGGAAGGGGCCAACUCUAUUGUGACUUGGCUGCACCAGGCUGCCUCUUCCUUCACCAGGGAGCCUUCCUCGGAGUCGGACUCCAUCCUCUCGUUUAUGUCUGGCCUCUCUGUUGGCUCCACUUUGCAAAUGUCUCUGGACAGGAAGGAGAAGAAGCGAAGCAGAAAGGUCCCUGGGGGUCACAUGGAGAAGAAAGACCAGCCAAAGGCCUUCCAGGAGGGCAAGAAAAUGAUGGACACAAGAGUGACUGGUGGCAGGGACAGCAGAGUGGAGAAGAACCCAGGGCAGCAGAAGCCCAUGACCAACUUACCAGUGGUUUUCCAUGGCAGGACGGUGAUCUACAUGCCCAACACGGCAAAAGAUUCACAGAGCCCCAGGUCCACCCCAAGGAAAACAGGAUCUCCCACUAAGCAGGAGGGCCCUGCAAAGAACCUCAGCCUGAAUCAGCAGAGGUCACGAAGUCUCCACCGGCCUGGGAAGAUAUCAGAAAUGGCAGACCUUACAUUGCCCAAGAGAAGUGCUACUCCACCAGCUCGGAUCGCCAAAGCUCCUUCCUCUGGGUCGUCCAGAACAUCUACGCCUUCUCAGCCCUCCCAGAAGAAGCUAACAUCUCCUUCGCAGCUCAACAAACAGAUGCCAUCUCGCGAGGUUGGGAAGGCAACUGGAAGCUCCACACCUGGCCCCAGCUCCAAACUGGUUCAGAAGUCGCCUGUGUCCAAGCAACACAAGACCCAGAAAUCACCCGUCCGCAUUCCCUUCAUGCAGAAGCCCAACAGGAAGAUUCUACCCGCCAGGAGCACCAUGUCUGUGCUUGAGGAGCAGGUGGGCAGAGAGGGUGGACAUGAGCCAAAGCCAAAGGUCAACGGGAAAGGGGUCCUACAGACCAGCCGCCUCAACUUGGUGCGUGUGCCCUCAGCAAGAUCCGUCAGUAGCGAGUCAGACCGCACGGGUUUCCUGAGGCAGCUGACAUUCAUCAAGGAGUCGUCCGGCCUUCUCAUGAGGCACCGCGCCGAGCUUUCUUCCUCGGAGCCAACCCCCUCGCUCUCUCAGGGUGCCUCUCCCAGGAGAAGCAGACUCGGCUUGCCGACAGUCUUCCUGUGCUCUUCCAGGUGUGACGAGCUCAAGGUGAACAAGCCAGGAGGACCAAGCCAAAGGCCGGUCACCUCCAGGGUGCCCCUCUCAAGUCACAGGGCCUCCUUGGGGGCCAGGCCUCCAAGACGAACCAGCUCAGAGAGUCCUUCCCGGCUUCCCCAGAAAAACAACAACCUCCUGCCCGAGCCGUUCAAACGUUAUUCCUCCUCCCCUCAGAUCAACAUUAUCAAGCGGGCCGGGAGCCCUGCCUCCACCCCCUCCUCCCCUUGCCCUGAGUCGUCGGGUGGGAGGAAGAAGAACGAAGAGCCCUCAAAACCACCAGUGAUUCCUCCUGUAGCAACGCCAGAAAAACGUUCGGAAGAACAGCAGCCGUCGCCAAUGAAAGGGACUUGGAAGAGGAUCCGGGACGAAGACAUCCCCCAUAUCCUGAAGAGCACCCUUCCCUCCACAGCCCUGCCGUUGGUCAGCACCUUGGAGGAGGAAGAGACCCAGCAGGCCCAGACUGCUCUCCAGAGGAAGACCAGCGACGCCAUCGUGCAGACGGAAGACUUCUCCACCACCAAGACCAACUCCAGUACCUCCCCGACGCUGGAGAUGCAGGAGAUGCCAAAGAUCUCGCAGGAGGGCGGCGAGGCGGACGGCUUCAACCUGGGCAAGGCUACAGCUGCGCCCAUCUCGUUUGCUCACGAAGGGCCGUCCGGCUCUCUCGGCAGCUUCCCGCCCAGCCGGCACAGUUCCCCGAGCCGGGCCGCUCGGGUGACCCCUUUCAACUACAUCCCCAGCCCCAUGGUGGUGCUGACAGUCAGCGACAAAGAGCUGGAGAAGAUGCAGGCUUAA